Molecule: messenger RNA, 1716 nt
Organism: Engraulis encrasicolus (European anchovy)
Lineage: Eukaryota; Metazoa; Chordata; Actinopteri; Clupeiformes; Engraulidae
Gene: fkrp
Product: fukutin related protein
Exons: 5
Coding region: 1-1689 (562 amino acids)
Biological process (GO): protein O-linked glycosylation via mannose
Cellular component (GO): Golgi apparatus
Source: RefSeq, a predicted model, not a curated record
AUGCGUGUGAGUUUCUGCCAGGCGCUGUUGGCGGGUGCCAUCGUCAUCAACCUCCUCAUCCUCUACUACGUCUCCCGCGCCCAGCAACAGAUGAUGGACCGCCGGCGCGACCAGGGCAAGGGGGCUCGCCGCGCCGGCAUGCCCGACCCAGGGGCCCUCUCCGCUGGGCUGGGAGGAGCAGGAGGCCUGGCUGGAGCUGGAGGUCUCGGUGGCGGUGAUGGCGUUGGAGGUGUCAACAUGGCGGGGUUGAAAGGUGACAUGGGGGUCGGUCGAGGCGGUGGCGGCGGCGGCGGCGGCGGGGGAGGAAGUCCCAGGGUGACGGUGGUGGUGCGUGAGUUUGAGGACUUUGAGAACUACGUGGGCGAGGUGGCGCGCUCCUUCCUGCGGCAGAGGCCCGAGCUGCCCUUCCUGGCCGUGGCCGACACGCCGCCCUAUCCCCCGCUGCCGCUGCCGGAGGGGGGCGGGGCCAGGGUGCUGGUGCUGGCGCCGAGCCCGGAGCUGCCGCCGCAGGCCAACCGGCCCGAGUACCACGUGCAGACCGAGUUCGUACUGCUGGUGCCGGACGGGGUGGAACUGGAGCACGGCAGACAGGUGGAGCACCUGAUCCGGGAGCUAGAAGGAGAGGGGGGAGGCGCGGUGCGUCUGGUCGCGGCUCCCGUCCUGACGCGCUCCUCCGUGUCCUGUCUGCACCUGCGCGUCAGCCUGCGCGAGUGGACGGCCACUUACUCCCCCGCGGCCUCGGGCAGCAGCGGCAGCGUGUGCACGGCGCUCUCUGGUGACGCGGUGGUGCUACUGCGGGCGGAGGACCUGUUUAACCUCUCCACGCCGCUGGGGCGCCCGCUGCUGUCCUCCCUCUUCCUGCAGACCGCGCUCAGGGGGUGGAGGGUCAAGCUGCUCGAGACGCCCUGCUUUAGCGCCGGGCGACGCCCACUCUUUAGCUCCGCCCACAACCAGUGGAAGGCGGAGUCUCGUGAGAAGGAGGCGGUGUCUUCCCUGAUGAGGAGUUUUGGCAUUAAGCGCAUGCUGCACGCGGACGGCCGUGAGCAGUGGUUUGGCUGCGGCAAGACGACGGCGCGCUGCUUCGGCACGGUGCGGGACGACACCCCUGAGUACCUUUACCUGGACAGGUGGACACCCCCCUGCUGCCUGCGCGCUCUCAGGGACACCACCAAGUAUGUGAUCGGUGUGCUGGAGGCCGCAGGUGUGCGCUACUGGUUGGAGGGGGGCAGUCUGCUUGGGGCAGCCCGUCAUCAAGACAUCAUCCCCUGGGACUACGAUGUGGACCUGGGCCUCUACCUGGAAGACAUAGGCAGAUGUGAACAGUUGCGAGGUCUGGACUCCGGUUCGCUAGUGGAUGCUCAGGGCUACGUGUGGGAGCGUGCUGUGGAGGGCGACUUCUACCGCGUGCAGUACAGCGAGAGCAACCACCUGCACGUGGACCUGUGGCCCUUCUACGCGCGCGGCGACGGGGUCAUGACCAAGGACAGCUGGACGGGGCACCGGCAGGACAUGGAGUUCCCCGAGCACUUCCUGUUGCCGAGGGUAACGCUGCCCUUCGCCGGGCUCACGGCCGUCUACGCGCCAAACAACCACCGCGCAUUCCUGGAACUCAAGUUCGGACAGGGCGUCGUGGAGAACCCGCAGUACCCCAACCCCAAUAAGAAGAGACUGGACCGCAGCCAUUUAUAAUGGGGGGCAUGAGACAGUAAGACUUAC